Messenger RNA from Symbiodinium sp. CCMP2592, 9555 nucleotides. Lineage: Eukaryota; Dinophyceae; Suessiales; Symbiodiniaceae. The record is from the annotation of a GenBank genome assembly.
AUGUCUGCAGAGGCGCAGGACGCCAGCUAUCGGCAGCUUAAGCUGACGGCUGCAAUGGGCUUCGGGGCACUCGGGCGGAGCCUGUGCGGGGCAGUGGAAGGUGUUCAGGGGCCGGUGCUGCUGCAUCUAGACCUCACGGCCGGGCUACCGCUGCUCAAUUCGGAGUCCUUCGCUGCCGCUCUCUUCGAGCUCAUCGUGCUUGGCCGGGUAGCCCGCACGGGAGCAGAACGAGCAGAUGGAAUCUUCAAGCUUGACAGCAGGAUGAGGGUGGCCAUAGAGCUGCCAGCUGGGGUCGAGCAACCGGAGACCGCGCCUUGGCGCUGUGGGCCGCUGCUCAGCUGGCUCCCGCGUGUCAGUAGCACCGUGAAGGCCGAAGCUUUCUGCGCCGAUGAGGCCUCGCUGCAAGCAGGGCUCGGCGAGAGCUUUGCUGCGGCCAGGCAUGAUGGCCUGCGGAAUCCAGAUGCCGUGGCGAAUGCUUACCACCGUCUCCAAUACGUUUGCGGAGCCUUGGCCAUCGUCCGGCGUUUGGGCGGUGCCUUCCCACUGCAGUAUGAUGGCGCUGACAGCGAGUUGAGCGGCGAAGAGUGCUUCUCAGUGUUAGUCGAGUUCGCGAAGCUCAAACUGCGCCCCUCUCUCUGGAACAUCUGGUCCUUCGUGGACGUACUCUACUGGCAAUUGAAGGAGGUGCACCACCCAGAGUCUGUCGCCAACCAAGCUUGCAUUCCUGAGGAGGGCGCUCCGAAAGCCAAGCCGCUAUCAGAACUGCUGGCCGAGGACUGUCCGAUGUUCAAAGGCGAGCUCAUCGCCUUCAUCCUGCGGACUGCGAGGGACUUUGCCACGAGGCAGACGGCGAACAACGAGGUGGAUCCCGAGACAGUGGUGGCUGCGCACCUGCAGAACUUUCAUCAGGACCGUUUCUGUGGACUUUGGCGCCUCCAGCCUUUCUCCAGUGAUGGUCACCCUGUCUUCGCCAAGUACGACAAGAGUGAAAGGGGCUCCGGGCAGUUUUUCCUGUACUAUCGCGCAGCUCAGCGCAUGUGGGUCAUCGAUGCUGAGUUGGACAAGGUGGCCCCGGCCUUCGCCUACACCCGCAAGAGAGACUAUGAGAAGGGUUGGUGGAGGAUGGCCUCUUGGGUUCCCAACAAAGGCAUGACGCUGGUCAAGGCCGAGCAUCCGCUGGCCUUCGAGAAGGACGCCGUGGAGGUGCGCGGCGUGGACGCUCAGCUCACGGGAUCCCCCGAGGCUGGGCGGACGCUGUUGUGGAUGAGGGAGUACCUCGUUCCUCUCGACGGCAUGUACCUGCGCCAGCCGAAGGAAGAAAAUGUGAACGGCAAAGAGCACUUCGUCUUGGAAAAGCCGCGCAGACACCUCUUCUGGGACACAGGAAUGGACACGUGGUGCAUCGCCCAUGUAUGCCAUUCCGACGAGGGCGUCUAUGCCAAGUCCUCCCGAGCCAGCCUGCUGGGACCCUACGUCACCAUGGGCCGGGACGAGCAGGUGCCUAACGCCCGCGUGUCUUUCAUCACUGCUGGGCAGGAAGCGGCAGCUGUCAGGCGAGACCGAGAGCCACAGCAAGAAGAGGACUUCCCCCUUCUGCGCUGGGAGGACAGCAGUCAUGACUGCAUGCUUUUCUCGAACCGCAAGCACCAGGUUUGCUUCCUUUCGAGCCAACCAACCAAGCUCCGGAUUUCCAUGCAUCCGGGCCUGCUCUUUCUGCUCGAGCGCAACCAUGUCUCCGUCGGUGAGUCGCUGGAUGCCUUGACCGCUGAUCAUACCAAAACCCUAGGCUGCCUGACUGGCGUGGACCGGUCCAGGGAAGAGGCGGCCCAGCUUUUGGAUGGCAAGUACUGCCUCACAGGUGAUGCAGUCCUGAAGAUGCUUGCGAUCUUCGUGCGUCUUCGUUGUGGCCUGCCCGUGAUCUUGAUGGGCGAGUGCGGCUGCGGCAAAACCGAGUUGGUGCGCUACCUUUGUGCCUGGCUGGGGGUGGAGCUGGUCACGCUGAACGUCCAUGGUGGGACCACAGAAAACGACAUCGAUCGGGUUUUCGCUCAGGCGCGAAAGCUUGUCGAGGAGAGCGAGACCGGUGAGCGAGUGAUCAUCUUCUUGGAUGAGAUCAAUACAUCUCAGCAUGUGAACAUGCUUUGCGAAGCCGUGCUCGAAAGGUCGCUUCGUGGCGACGCCCUGCCCUCCAGUGUGGACGUGCUGGCAGCGCUGAACCCUCGCAGAAAGCGGCCACAGCAGCAGUUGACGACCGGCCUCGUCUUCGGGGGCCAGGGCAGCGCCGAGGAGGAGAUGAGUGGGCUGGUGUACCGUGUGCAUGCAGUUCCCGAGACAGUCAACGACUUCCUCUUCGAUUUCGGUGCAUUGACCCAGAAGGCAGAGAAAAUGUACAUCCGCUCCAUGGUGCAGAACGGUUGGCCCGAGAGCCAUGAGCGCGAGCAGGAGCUGGUCACGGAACUCCUCUGCCUCGCGCAGGCCUUCAUACGUUGGGAGGAAGGCGAUCCGUCGGCAGUCUCUCUGAGAGAUGUGAAGCGGUGCUUGCGAGUCGCCCGAUGGACCCAGGAGCGCUUCGGAAAGAAGAAUGCGAAGAGUCAGCCACACCCUCCCUCGGUGGUCGUUGCAGUGGCUUUGGUAUACCAUUACCGCCUGGCCUCCAGGGACAGUCGUCAUAGCCUUUGGAUCGAUUUGACCCGCCGGGCGCCCUGGCCGAGCGACCGGGGCGAGAUGAAGGGCAGGGGCUGGGCGGAGCUCUCCAAGCAGCGCGAGGAGAAUGGCCUCACAGCCAUGGAGAACAUCCUCCGGAAGGUGCAGAACAAUGUCGCGAAGGAGUUCGAAGUCGAGAAAGACGUAGUCAUGAACGAAGCAUUGGCUGAAAACGUGUUCGUCGGGCUUCUGUGCAUCAUGAACCGCAUCCCACUCUUCAUUGUCGGCAAGCCAGGCACCUCGAAGACCUUGUGUAUGCAGGUCUUGAUGAGCAAUCUACAAGGGAAGCUGUCCAAGUCCAAAUUCUUGCAGACGUUGCCAGCCCUGCGACUUAUGCAGUAUCAGUGCUCGCCGCUGUCCACGGCUGACGGCAUCCAGCGCCAGUUCGACGCAGCUUCUCGCUUCGCCUCCAAUGCUCUGGACGCGCAGGUAGUUCUCCUCUUGGAUGAGGUGGGCCUUGCAGAGUUCUCGCCAGACAUGCCGCUGAAGGUCCUCCAUGGAAUCCUGGCAGAACCGGGGAUCGUCUCCGUGGUGGGUUUGUCGAACUGGCGCCUGGACCCGGCCAAGAUGAACAGGAGCGUUUGCCUCGCCCGGCCGGAUCCGGACUCUGCAGAGGUGGGUCGAACAGGUGCAGGGUUGCUCGCCGCCUCUAGUGGGAGUUCCUCGCCCGGUUGGCUGCAGGAGCUGUCGGCCGCCUUCUGGAGCGUUUUCGCGGACCAAGGCGAUCGCGACUGGCUGGGAAUGCGAGACUACUACAGUUUUGUCCGUGCCGUUCGCGAUGGAUGUCUUUCGGCAAGUGUGGAGCAACCUACUGCAGAGAUCCUGGCAUUCGCCAUUCGCCGAAAUUUCGGAGGUCAGCCAGCAUUGCUGGAGCGUCUACUUCAUGCAAUGCUUGCUGCAGGUGCCAGAAGCGAAGGGGAGCGUCUUGCUUGGCCGUUAAAGGAGCUUCUUUGCUCCAGUCUUUCGGACAGGACAGCCCGGCACCUUCUCCUUGCCAGCCAGGGCGCUGCCCUGCCAUGGCUGCAGGCAGCCGGCAUCCUGCCCAAGGAUGCGGAAAUCCUGUUGGGCAGCGAUUUCGCGGAAGAUGCUUCCGAGGCCUACGCCAUCCGCCAGCUCAUGCGGGUGCGGGAUGCUAUGGCCAAGGGCCGCAUGUUGCUGCUGUGUGGAAUGGACGUCAUCUACGAGGCACUCUACGACGUUCUGAACCAGCGCUACGUGCGGCGGCGGACGGAGGAAGGCGAAAUCGAAUUGCUGCUUCGUUUGGCAAUCGGAGCCCGGUCCCAGCUCUGCUCCAUGGCGCCGUCCUUCAAGCUUCUGGUGCUUGUCGACCAGGACCAGGCCUUCCGGCAGCUGGAUGUGCCGUUUCUGAACCGCUUCGAGAAGCAGCUGGUGGAGCCGACGGAGCUGUUGGAUCCAGCGAGGCAGCCUCUUCUGGCGAAGCUGCAGGCCUGGGCGGAGGUCUUGGCUCUGGAAGCUGGCUGCGACGUGGUCGCUGGCGGACUUACGCCUUCGACCCUGGCUUCCUUGCUGUUGGCACGGCCAGAGGCAGACUUGCAGCAGCUGAAGCUAGCCAUCUUCGACAUGGCUUUGCCGCUAGCAGUGUUUCGAUCGAAGAGUUUGCAGCAGCUCAGAGAGGAGAACUCCUACUUCCAGGUGCGACGGAGUCUGGCAAGCAGCAUGGUUCACGUCGUCUCCGGUGCGAACUCUGGCGGCAUCCUCUGCGAGCUAUCCACGUCCUCGCCCAUGGCGCACAUGCCACCACUUCAAGACUUGGCUGAAGUCGGGGGCCACAGCAUCAUCCCAAUUUCGCAGCUCUCGGGAUCCCAGCAGUUGGAGGACAUCCUCGAGAAGUUUUUCUCCGAAGGGGCCGAGACGACUGAAAACAGGACGCUGGUAAUUCAAGUGGAUGCUCUCAGCUGCAGCACCUCGCGUUUGGCACUCACACGGCACCGCUGCGUCGAGGUGCAGCGGAGGCUCGGGGCUGCCGCACGUUCCCAUGUCUUCUUGGUCCUCCACCGGGUGGGGUGGAUUUCAGACGGCAGCAAGGGUUACAGCUGGCAGCCUCAGAUUGGCUGGCACUCCAUGUUUGUCGACGACCUGCAGGGCUCAAAGAUGGCAUCGCUGGGCCCAGAGAGCCGGCUGGUGGGCCAGUCGCUGCAGGAGUUCCUGCGGAGUUCCGCCUACGACCUCCACGUGCGCCAGCUCAUUCCCUCUUUGGCAGAGAUGCUCCGUGUCCGGAGCCACACCUGUCUCGCACGCUGCGUGCAGCCAGACAUCGGAGGUCUCGAGGCCUUCGCCGAGCGAGUUCGUGGCAUGCGCCGAGCGCUCGAGCAAGAGGCUUUCGUGGAGGCCCUCCAGUCGCUGGCACUCCUGGUCCUGGAGAAAUGGGCCGUCAGUGAUCCGGGAGCGUUGCAGCUUCACGUGAAGCUUGCAAUGCAAGAGCUGCGUGUUGGAAGUUUGCGCAAGUCGGUUUGGCUGGCUAUCGAGCGACUCCAACUGUCUGCCCUUACGCACGCACUGCGCUGGAUGGACACCGACUUCAACCUCCGGCACGUCUAUGGAAGCGACGACGCUGCAAAGGAGCUAUGGCUCGCCCUGGUCGAGACGCCGUCCAUCCAGGCGGCACCGCAGGUGCUUGCAACCGCCCUUCGGCCAGGGGCGGCAUUGCAAGGUCCGGCACCUGUUCCGAACAGCGGCCGGCACGGGCCCCUGCGCUGCCGCUGCCCCUUCACCUCACGGCUCCUGUCUCUGUGUGCUGGGGUCGCUUCAACUCUGGACAAGGGAAACGAUCUGGAACGUCUACGCAACAUUUGCACAAAGAUGCUCGGUGAGGAUGUCAUGCGGGCCUUCGCGAAGUUGGAGGCCCUGGCUCCAGGCUCCUUCCUUCACGACACGGUGGCCAUCUGGGCACCCUUGUAUCCAUUGCUCUCCUUCGAGCUCAUCCUCAAGGUUUUCACGAUGGUGUGCAACGAGGAGCUGGAGUGCCCGGUGGCCUCCCCACUAGAAGUGGUGGUGAUGUUCCAGAAGUCGCAGGGUUUGGUGCAAAGCAUCUGUUGCUUGCUCUCACUCGUGGAGGCUUCUUUUGGUGAAGAUACCACAGUCACUGAAUCUCUGCUCGCUGCUGUUCCGGGCAAGAUGUUGGCAGAAUCGGUGGUGGAGGCUGUUGCUACAACGCUUGGCGGCCAUGUGACAGCAGAUUGGGCUGAUCGGGCUCGGCCCCACAUUCGAGUGCUUCUAUCCCAAGCCAGCUGCAACACCGCUGGAGUCGUCUUGGUCGCUCCGAGCUGGUGGAGGCUCCGCCUUUCCUUGGCACUCCAGGAGGCCGCAGCCGUCCCCGCUGGGUGGACCCAGGAAGAGCGUGCUGCGUUGGUGCCUGAUCUGGCGAUGGGCUUCCUCAGCAAGGACUACUGGUGCGACUGUGCUGAAGGCUUGCGCAGCUGCCUUCUGGCAAAAGGUCUGCCAGAAAGCGAGGCCGAAGAAAGGGCACAGGCUGCCGUGUGCAGGGCCUUGCCAAGCGUCGCCAGCGAGCUCCUGGCCUCAAUUUCUGGUGCAGAAGAGAUGCUCCAGCGAGGCGGUGCGGCGGUUGCUGCGUGGAAAGCGGUGGCCAAGAGCUCUGCAUCAGAUCACUUCGGCUUGUCCCCGCUGCCCAUGCAAAUGAUGCGAAGCCUGCUGUGCUGGCUGGAGCACCCGCAAGUGCACAAGGUGCUGCCGGCUGACGAGGAAUUAGAUGUGAAGGCCCUGACUUAUCUCCUGAAUUUCAUCGAGGACGUCGAGGAAACGGGGGAGUGCAGUAAGGAGGAUGUGGCGAUGGUGCUAAAGCCUGAGGAAGGUUCGAGGCAGCUCCUGCAUGCAGCGGCUCGCGUGCGGCGGAUGGUGGCCAGCUAUGCGCGAGGCCUAGUCCUGGACGUCUUUGCGAAGCCCCCGGACCUGGUCGCGUCGGCGCUGCGAAGCCCUUCCGUGGCUUUGUAUGCCGCAAAGGUGAUCCGGCAAAUGGGUGGCGACACUGACUUGUGCCGCAUCGCAGCUUUCGCGCUGAAACCCGAAGGAGCCCACCUCGGCUGGUUUCCUUUAGAUGGCAAGCGCCUUCCGAACCUCAGCAACGACCUCCCGGAUCCUUUCGUGCACUUUGCUCCACAAACAGCCAAUGAGAAGCCCUUGAAGUGGUAUCUCGAAAUUUGCGGAGCUGUGGGAGUGGUGGCGAGCUCCACGAGGGCCAGCAAGGACGAGUUUGACAAGGCAGUACAGAGUGCAUGCCAAACGAAGAUUGGCUCUUGGGCCCGCGGCAAAGCCUUUGGAAGAUCAGUUCUGGCCUGCAUCGUUUCGCGUGUGCUGCUGAAUCGUCAGGUGGCCGUGGCCGAGGGCCUGGAGGUGCUGCGAGACUGGGUCAGCGAGAAUCUCGAGACCGAGAAGGCUGCCAGGCAGAGGAACCGACUCAUGCUGGCGAAUCGGAUGUUCUCCGGGCUCCUUCCACAUCUUCAGGAAGUGACCGAGGAAGCGAAUUCGACGGACGAGCCUCCGAGGAAGUUGCUGAAGUUCCUGGAGCAGCUUGCGCACCACCUGGCGCUGCUUGUGCUUGGGGCCGGGACGCAGCCAGCGGGUUGGCUGGAGCAUGUCCUGACCAACCCGGGUGAAGCUCAGCGAUCCUACUGGCCCACAAUGCCAGACAGCGAGGAAGCUGCAGUGGUGGGAGCCAUGGGCUAUGUGGGCUGGUACACGUGCCCGAAUGGACAUCCCUACUCCGUCGGUGAGUGCACCAGGCCAAUGCAGCUGGGCAUCUGCCCAGCUCCUGGCUGUGGAGCCCCCAUCGGCGGAGAGCAUCAUCAGAAUGUGCACGGCGUCCGCACCAUCAACGAGGAUCGCCUUCUGAGGCACAGAUCGCAGCCUGGUUACAUUGCAGCGACGAGUGAACUGGUGGAUGACACCAUUGUGAACCAGUUCAAGCGACAGCUGAACAUGCGCGGCCUCAAAGCGCUUCGCCUGGUGCUCCGCGUGGCACUUUGGGCGAGCCUGAGCUCAGAGCAGCCACGCCCUGCAGUCGAUGCCGUGCUGCCUGGAGCUGCCGCGAGUACAAAGGAUGCCGCGAAAGAGCUCUAUCAGCGGAUUUGCGAGGACUGGAAGUCUUUGCUGUCGCGCACCAAGCUGCCUCCGCGGGAGCUGGGUGCCUGGUUGCAUGUGACUUUGAUGAGAUGUCCACACGUGGGCCGAAGUCUGUCUAACGAGACGGAGCGAGCAGACUUUGAGUUAAAUUUCCAGGUUGCCUCCGAGCAUGCUUUUACGGCUUGUGCGCAGCAGCACGAGGACCGGAAGAAAAUGGAUGUGGGCACAGACUACACGGCAGCAGCAUGUAUGGCCUUGGGCGACAAAGCUUGGCGCGAACUUGGCGACAACUGGGAGAAGAGUCUCUACGAGACUGUGGAAACGGCCUUGCCGUGCAUUCUGUGGCACGGUCGCCAGCCUGCCGGUCUAGCAGAUUUUGAGCGGAGCUUCAUGUCUUGUAACGAGAACGCUGUCCGCCGGCCAGUUUUGUCCGUGAUGCUCAAGGAGCAGAGGCGCCUCACAGCGCUCAAGGCUCUUCCGGCGGUGCUGGCCUGGCAUGCGGUCCUUUUCGAGGCCUUCGAAGACUACGGCCUCCUUCGAGAGGAGGCCCGGCAGCUCACGAACUCUGAAGCUAUCGCUAGGCUUCCGGAGCACCGCCGGGCCCAUGCGGAAGAGUCGCUCAAGGAGUUCUGCCGCUACUUCAACGUGGCUUUCCCGCUGGUUGAGCGUCUCUUCGAGUGCGAGGCCAACCCGUUCCUGCAGCAGGGCAAAGUUAACCUGCCGGGGCCAAUGACACCCGAGACACCCGUGAUCUUCUCGUUACCCUACGUGGCACCAUCUGGUGAAACAGAGGCCUCCACCCUCUGCACAGUGCAGCUUGCCAACGUCUUGCAAACCGCCCAAAACGACUUGGUCGAGGCAGUCGAGGCAGCCCUCGGCAUCCAAACGGAGAACACCCCGGCGCUUUCGGUCAGCGCAGCCACGGAGCCCAAAGUUGUGGCUUCCCUGUUGGCAUCGCUGGAUCUUCGGUCUGACUUGCUGCCUUUAUUGCACCAGAGCCGGAAAGAGACAGAAUCUCUAGCCUCCGCGGCAUACGACCUGGAUCAGCUCGAGGAAGCAUUGACGCAGCAUUUCCGAGGAGCUGUCCGUAUCCAGGUUCAGCUGCGCCACUAUCGCUUUGGUGGAGAGUUGAAGGACUCGGGCCGUCUGGCAAUUCUUCGGCAACGGCUUCCGCAGCAGCCUUUGCCCUUCGGAAUGGUGGAGGAGUUGCGGCGAGAGCUGGAGCGACGGGGCGAUGCUGAUGAGGCAACGCUGCAACUGCGUGCUCUCGUCGAGGACGUCAUUAACCUUUGUCUUUCUCUGGGUGCUCUCGGCAAAGCUGGCCGUGCUACAGUUCAUGCAGAAACGCCACUAGCGGAGUUGGUCGAUGCUUCGGCAGACGGGGCGAAGCUGCCUCAGGCUCUCCACAGCCGGGCUCGGCUUUGUCACCUGCAAGAUCUGUACAUGGAGCUCGUGGCAUCCAACCAUGCGGGCGACUCUCUAGCAGCGGUUGCACUAGCAUACCAGGAGCCUCUGGAACCAGCAGCAGCCGCCGCCUUGGCCGCCUCUGCAACGGAGUUGGCGGAGUGGCGGCCGGUGUUGCAUGACCUCCUUGCCGAGCAGCUUAUUGUCGACCGCUGGCCAGCAGGCUCCUCAUUGAAGGAGUUCUUGGAGUUCGCUGCAGGCGAGCCUCCUCCGGACUGCUUCCCGGAGUCCUUGGAGCUUCGGCAUGCCCUCGCAGUAUAUCGUUCGCUGGCGGCUGCGCUGGCAAGUUAG